UCGUACUCGUUUUGCACUCAAGCAGGUUUCUCGAAUGUCUUUGUUCUCAUGGCUUCUCGUCUUUACUCUUCUUCACUCUCCAAUAUCCCUCUUUUUCUUUCAAUUUCAACCCCUUCACCUUCUUCUUCUUCUUCUUCUUCUUCUUGCAAUCGCAAUUUCAAAUUCAAACCUCUUUCCCACCUCAACCAAUCUUCUUUACACCACCCAGUUACAAAUUCUUCAUCUUCAUCCAAAACCAAAAUUUGGGUCAAUCCCAAUAGAGCCAAAUCUAAACCUUUCCGAACCAAACCCUUUACCUCUAGGUCCCGUUUUCUCCUUCAACUCGCCGCGUCUUUGGACUCGUGUGAUCCCACUCAGGAACAAGUCUCUGCAAUUCUGAACCGUUUAGGAGACAAAGACAUUGCGGAAAAAGAUGCCGUGUUCAUUCUUGAUAAGAUGGUGAACCCCAAAGCUGCAUUCGUUGUUCUUAGAUACCUUAGGGACAAAGUUCAACAUGUUAGAUAUAAUGGGGUGGUUCUUUACAAUGUGACUCUCAAGGUGUUUAGGAAAUGUAACGAUUUUGAAGGAGCACUGAAGGUGUUUGAUGAAAUGCUUCAAAGAGGGGUUAAGCCUGAUAAUAUUACUUUUACUACUAUGAUUAACUGUGCUAGGAUGUCUGCUAUUCCGGAUAAGGCUGUGGAGUUGUUUGAGAAGAUGCCGGGUUUUGGGUGUGAGCCUGAUGCUGUCACAUGCUCGGCUAUGGUGUAUGCGUAUGCACAAACUAAUCAUGUUGAUUUCGCUCUACGACUAUAUGAUUUAGCAAAGAUAGAGAAAUGGCCUAUUGAUGUGAUGACGUUCUCGGCCUUGAUUAGAAUGUUUGACUUGUCUGGAAACUAUGAUGGAUGCUUGAAUGUACACUUAGAAAUGAAGAGUCUCGGUGUGAAGCCUAAUGUGAAAACGUAUAACAGUUUGUUGGUUGCCAUGUUGAGAGGUAAGAGGCAUUGGCAAGCCAAGAUUAUAUAUCAAGAGAUGAUAAGUAAUGGAGUUUUGCCGGAUUAUACGACUUAUUCAACUCUUUUGCGAGUCUAUACUAUUGCACAAUAUGGUCAAGACGCUCUUCGUGUUUAUAAAGAGAUGAAAGGGAAAGGAAUGAAUUUGACUAUAGAUCUCUAUAAUGUGCUUUUAGCUAUGUGUGCUAAAGUUGGCGCUAAUGAUGAAGCUCUAGAGGUUUUUAAAGACAUGAAAAGUUCUGGGACUUGCCAUCCCGACGUUUGGACUUUUUCAGCCUUGAGUAAUGUAUAUUCCAACAGUGGGAAAGUUUCCAAGGUGGAAGGGGUGUUGGAUGAAAUGAUCAAAUCUGGCUUUGAACCUAAUAUUUUUUUUAUGGUAUCACUUGUCAAGUGCUAUGGAAAAGCUAAGCAAAUUGACAAUAUUGUGAAUGUAUUUGAUCGAUUCUUGAAUCUGGGAAUCAUUCCAGAUGAUCGCUUCUGCGGUUGUCUGCUGAAUGUUAUGACACAAACACCGAAGGAAGAGUUUGGUAAACUAAUAAAUUGUGUUGAGAAGGUUAACACAAAACUUGGGUAUGUGGUAAGAUACUUGGUGGAAGGGCAAGAUAGUGAUGAGAAUUUCAGCAAGGAUGCAUCAGAACUUUUAAAUUCAAUUGACGCUGAAGCAAAGAAGCCUAUAUGUAAUUGUCUGAUUGAUCUUUGUGUCCAUCUGAAUCUGCCCGACAGAGCGCACAUCCUUCUUAGCAUAGGGUUGAUGCAUGGAAUAUAUAGGAGUAUGCAAUCAAGAUCUCAAACAAAGUGGUCUUUGCACCUGAAGAACCUCUCGAUUGGAGCUGCUAUGACUGCAUUUCAUGCUUGGAUAAAUGACUUAUCUAAGGCUUUGGAAUCGGGUGAGAAGUUUCCACCACUACUUGGAAUUAAUACAGGGCGAGGAAAACUCAAGAAUUCAAGCAAGGGUAUAGCUAGCAUACUUGAAUCGCAUUUGAAGGAACUCAAUGCUCCGUUCUGUGAAGAUCCAAAUGAAGCUGGCUGGUUUUUGGUUACAGAGGAAGCAGCCAAAUCAUGGCUGGAGUCCAGGGGAUCAACCCAAUCCAUCGCUGCUUUGGAUUCUAUGGUUUUAAAUGCUCCAUCAAUGGCUCUUCCACAUUGAAAAUAUUUUAAGGAAUGAUGUGCUGUGUUACUUUCAUUCAUUUUCAUACUCCAAAUUUUAAUGUCGGGUUCUGACUCCAAUUCUACUCCAGCUCCUGAAGGUCAUAAGUUAUCUUGGCAUUUUGGUAGGAAAAAGAAUAAGGAUAAUAGGAUGGGAAAGACAGAGGAAGUUGCAAUUUUCUGAUGCAUAUUCAAAAUCUGCGGAAGUUUCAAUUUUCUGAAAUUUGAAAAGCAGCCCAUAUGUAGAUAUCUCACCGAUUCUGAAUCUUUGAAAAGUCCUCUUCCUUCCUCUGAUGGAGCAUAUAUUUAUGUAAUUUUUUAUUCAUUUAUUUUUCUGCCUUGUCUUACAAAUACUUAAGUCUUUGAUAGUUAUAGUUUCUUGCAACAGAAUUGAAUGCAUUUGGUAGUAAUUGUAAGUUUUCAUGGUUGAAGGAGCAACAGGUGUUGUAUCAAAAUGUUUUCCAAAGUUAUGAUCCAAUAUGAGUUUUUUUUUUUUGUGAGGCAAUAUUAAUUGGAAGAAUGCAAUUAAGAAGAGUUCACGGUGAAAGAUAAAUACUGAACUUUUGUCAUAUUCUUUCCUUUUCCUUCUUUGUAUCUAAAGUUCUUUUCAUCCCAAAAGUUCACUAAAACCAAAUUGCCUAACUUGUUGUAUCUAGAACAAAUGUUAAAGCUUGGGUGAUAGACUAUGUAGCUCCGACACCUCUGAAAAAGGCGUGCCCGUUUUUGUGUCGGACAUUUGCACCGACACUUGUGAUUAUGUUUAAUUUAUUCAUUUUUCAAAUUAUUACCUGUGUCGCUGUGUUAGUGUCGUGUCGUGUUUGGGAUGACCGUGCUUCAUAGGUGAUAGAAUUUUUUUC
Messenger RNA from Vicia villosa (hairy vetch), 2992 nucleotides. Its product is annotated as pentatricopeptide repeat-containing protein At4g16390, chloroplastic-like. The coding region runs from base 49 to 2136 and encodes 695 amino acids. The transcript has a single exon. Gene Ontology annotation, molecular function: protein binding. NCBI's taxonomy places the organism in Eukaryota, Viridiplantae, Streptophyta, Magnoliopsida, Fabales, Fabaceae. The record is from RefSeq and is a predicted model, not a curated record. Gene Ontology annotation, cellular component: chloroplast.